Molecule: messenger RNA, 5087 nt
Organism: Dicentrarchus labrax (European seabass)
Lineage: Eukaryota; Metazoa; Chordata; Actinopteri; Moronidae
Gene: cep162
Product: centrosomal protein 162
Exons: 30
Coding region: 613-4725 (1370 amino acids)
Biological process (GO): cilium assembly
Cellular component (GO): centriole; axonemal microtubule; centrosome
Source: RefSeq, a predicted model, not a curated record
AGUUUACUCUUCUAGACAGCUCACGUUACUAGCUAAUUCGAUAAACUACUUAGCUAACGUUACUGUUGGCUGUGUCAAUUUUCCCGAAAAACACCGGAAGGGAGGCAGCACUUGGGGCACCGACGUUACUGCGCUGCCGUUUGUGUUUACGUUACCUAAAGUGACAUAUAGGCUAUAAGGAGAACCAGAGUUUGUUUCCUUUUAAUAACUAAUUAGCUGUAGACGAAAAGGAGUCAAUAUAUUAUUUAAACGUUAUAUGAGAAAACAAUCGAAAUUCAUGAUUUUAUGAGCGUUCUCCCAGUGAAAUAAAUUAAAUUUGUACCUGGCUCUGCCUACAUCUGAGGUUAGGGUAGUUAUCAAGUUGGGUUAUCUAUAUGUGUACUUUAACCGACCGAAUUUAACGCUGGCUAACGUUAAAUGUCCUUUUAGCGGGUAACGUUGCGGCUUUAUUUUGACAGUUGUGACCGGAAGUAGUACUGUUGAAUCCUAUGAGCUUGACACCUGACCAACUGACAUAUCCCGUUCUCUGUUCAAUGUAUUUUAAAAUGCUUGUCCCCGUUCGCAAAUCUGUUGUCUGGGUUCCCAUUGGCUGAUGGAGUGGACCGUAUCACUAUGUCUCAGAGGCUGACCAAGGAGGAGCUGGAUGAACAGUUUGAGCUGUUCUUGAAGGAGUCUGUUUCAGAUGACUCGGUGGAUUUCACAAGCUCUGACAAGCAGCCCGGUGCUAAAAGCAGUCGGAAACCAGCCCAGAAAACAACAGUGUCCUGGUGGCAAGAUGACGAGCACAGCGGUCGAGCAGAGAUGGCCAAAAGCAGAUUUAUCAAAGCCAAAAAAUCUCAGCCUGAGAACGAUGAUGGACUGCUGGGACCUGGGAAGACUUUCAGGAAGUCUUUGAGGAAAUCUCAGUCUAUUCGGGAGGAGGAGGAGGAUCCAGGGGACACUGGUUUGAGGGGAGAAGGGCUGGAGGCAGCUGCUUUCAGAGACAGUACUGAGAUAGAGGAGUCAGUGACGGUACCAGCUGCGAAUACGACACAUAUUGGCUUGGACACUCUGGAGGAAGCAGAGGAGAAAGCCAGGUUCUUUGCCCAAUUAGAGGCAGGGGCUUUAUCAACUAUAGAUUACUCCAAGCUGAACAGGGAGCUGGACUCAACAAGUUCCACCCUCGGUACUAACCUCAGGAAAGCUGAGGAAGCAGUGGAGCAGAGUGAUGAUGAUCAAAGGAAGGCCAGGGUGACAGAGACCGUCAGAGAGUCUCCAGUUUCUACAGGCUCUCCACACUACAGUGAGGAUUUUGAGGAAGAGGAGAAUGGAAAAGAGCCACUGGAGGAGAAGUCUAAAAUGUCUCCAAUUCUUGCCAAAGUUUCUCUCUAUGAUUCCUUGGAUGACCCCAGUGGAGAAGACAGAAAGAAGGACACAGCAGGAUCUCUGGACAGAGGGCAGUCGUAUGUGCAGAGUGGAGGCUCAGAGAUGGAAGCUCUUCAUGAGGCCUACAGACAGAUCCACAUUGUGGAAGAUUCAGACGACCAUAAUCACCGUUAUUCAUCUCUGGAAGGAAGGGGGAGGAUCCACAGACCUGUGUCUCCAUCGUCCCCUCCACACACCAGACAGUCUCUCCAACCUGCUUCCACCAAUGAGUCAGAGCUACCCACUGCUGAAGAGUUGAUGAGACCCAUCCGGCCAGAGAAGGACCACAUCAGAGGCUUCACCCUCCAGCCUGUCAGUGCUGUAGAACUUGACCAAGAAAAGAGAUCCCACUUCUUGGAAAGGACUUUCCCAGAUGUCACUUCUCCACAGUCACAACUGAAGCGACCUGGGGAGGCUGACCCCGUUUCAGGCAUAAAGGGAGCAAGGGAACUGGGCUCCCCGGACCCUCCCAGCCAUAACCUGACAUGGAGCAUCAGACAGGAAGUAGAGAGGCUGAUGCAGGAUCAGAACAAGUACACAUCCUCACAGGCUGGCAAAGCUAAGAGAGUACCGGCCUCCCAUGGCUCCGCUGUUUCUCAUCCCUCCACAGUUUCAGUGAGGAAACCCACUGUGGCUCCUGUGAGAGACAGGAGAGCGGAGGGGAGAACAGCAGUGACUUCCAGAUCUUCGGGGCUGAGUAGAGCUGCUGUUUCUACAGCCAAAACCCAGUCCUCUGUUCCACGUCAGUAUCCACAAGAAAGAGCCAAAUUAACAAAGAGCCAAGAAAAAGAUGACUACACAGCAGAGGUAGGUCUGAAGGUGAGCAGUGAGCUGGUGGCAUCUGUUCAGUCCUUAGUGGCUGUCCUCCAGCAGCAGAUAGACACCAGCAGUCACCAGGACGCUGCAGACACACAGGAAGUCAGAGGUCCUCAGGAAACCAGACAGACACAUCUUCCAAAGGACAGUAAGGAGGAGGGCAGCUCUCUGGUGGAGGAGCUCAGAGUCCAGCUGGCUCAGAAAGAGAGGGAGCUGCAGGUGAUGAAGCAAGGAGCAGAAGAGCUCAGCUCACUCAGACAACAGAACUAUGUACUACAGAGCAAGCUGAGAAGUGCAGAAGAAGCCGGUCAGAAACAUAGAUGGGCUGAGGCUACCAACUCCACUACAGAGGAAAAGCUCCAAAACAUAGACAAAGAAAUAAAAGAGCAAGAGAUGCUCAUAAAAGGCUAUCAGCAGGAGAAUGAGAAGCUGUAUUUGCAGAUGAAGGCUCAGCAGGCCAAGAGUAAAUCCAACGAGGAGGCCAUGUUUAAUGAAAACCAGAGGUUGCUGAAUGAGCUGGCUUUCACAAGGGAGCAGAUUAAUAAAACCUCUAGGCCUGUGGGAAAUGUCUGCCUAAUGGAUCACACUCAACGCAUUACAGACCUGUUAGCUCAAAUAAAUUCAUUUCAGUGGAAUGAGGCCAAGCUGUCUGAGGACAUUCACAGACUGAAGCAAGAAAAGCAAGCUCUGGAGGUAGACCUGCAGCUAAUGAAGAAAGAAAGAGACCUAGCUAGGGCUCAGGCCAUGUCUGCCUCAGGUGACAAGACUUUUGAGAUGCGCGUAUUGGAGGACAAGCACAGAGAGGAAGUUGCAGCCCUGAAGAAGAAGCUGCAGUGGUUUGCUGAGAACCAGGAGCUGCUGGAUAGAGACGCUGGCAGACUGAAGGCUGCUACAGCUGAAAUACACCGACUCAAAGAGCAAGUAGAAAAACUGAACAUGGAUGUGGGCAAAAGAAGCAGUGAGCAGCAGAGAAGGACCAAAGAGAAAACAGCAGACACUAAGAGGAUGCAGGAUCUGGAGCGACAGGUGAAGGAGCUGGAGCAGAUUCUAAGACGAAGAAACCCAAACUCCCUGCCCGCUCUGAUUUACGCUGCAGCCACGGCUGGUGGUCGAGAGGAUGUGGAUGCUGCCAAGACGUCACCACCCAGCAGGAUCAGCGCCUUGCUUGAGCGCAGGAUUCAGCGCCUGGAGGCUGAGCUGGAGAGUCACGAUGAGGAGGCCAAGCGCAGCCUGCGGGCCAUGGAACAACAGUUCCACAGGAUCAAGCUCCGCUACGAGCAGCAGAUCUCAGAGCUGGAACAGCAGCUGGAACAGAAACCGCAGCUGGAAGCUGCAAAUUCAGCAGCUGGGGCUGAGCCGUGGCUGUCACAGGUUCGAUUGCUGGAGGAAGAACUGCAACGUGUGAAGGAAAGCCACCAGGAGAAAGACAAAUCCCUCCAGGACCAGAUUGAGUCUCUCCAGCAGCAGCUCAAACAGAAGGCCCAUCCAAGUCCAGGCCGACACCAGCGUCAAGCUGAGGCAGCAUUUGGCGCACGGAUAGAGCGGCUGAACCAAGAGCUCAGCGCCAAGACACGAACCAUUCAGGAGCUGAGUCGCACACUGGAGAGACUGCAGAAGGAGUCAAGGAACAUGCUGUCCGUCCCCAACCUGCGACCAGAAACUCGUUCUACAGAGACCAAACGACAGCCGGGCCAAGCCAAAACACCCAGUUCUGCUACCGCAGGAGAAACAUGUGGUGCGGAGGACACGUUUCCAGCUGCUCAUUAUGAGAAGACCUACCAGCCCAAUGUCUUCACAGGCAGUCAUAUCUCAGAGGUACUGCAGGAGAACGAGGCUCUGAAGCAGCAGCUGGAGCAGCUGGAGGUGCAGACUGAGCAGGGAAAGGAGGCGUUAAAGGCUGAUGCCGCUCAAGCCAAGGAUGAGCUGCGCAGGCUACAGGAGCAGUCUGCAGAGCAGCUGUCAUCUAUCAGAGCAGAACACCUCAGGGUGUUAGACCAGCUGCGGGCCACCCAUGCCCUGGAACACUCAUCCUCAAAGGUUGCUGAACUGACAAAUAAGCUCAACACUCAGGAGGUAAUGGUGAAACACUUGCAAGAGCAGCUGAGAGAGCUGCAGGGAGCUAAAGAUGCAUUGGCAAUAUCCAGGACCCGAGAGGAUGCUCUGCAGAAGCAGCUGACCAGACUGCUGAAGGAGCUGAAGGAAGCUAAAGAAGCUCAGAGCCCAGAGGUGAAACUGGUGUGCAACCUGGAGAGGAAGAUCCUCAACAUGGAGCUCAGACACCAACACAGAGAGAAAGAGCUGCAGCAGGUGAUCGGUGGGUCGUGGCAGACGCCAGACGCCGGUGAGCAGUCAGAGGUGGAGCGCUGGAAGCGUCUGGCUCAGGACAAGAGCAGAGAGCUGGAGGCGUUCCGUCUGGAGCUGGACUCCAUCCUGGACAUUCUGAGACAUCUCCAAAGACAGGGAGUGGUCUUCCCCAUCACAACCACCCCCAUCCAGAGGAGUUAGCGCACACACAAGGUUGGACUGAUGCAGUGAAAGCUGAUAAUUGGGUGUUGCAGCCAAAGAUAAACAUAAGCAAUAAUCAGUAUGUCGGCAUUAGAGUUAGCUCAAGUGAAGGGCUUUUUAUUGACAGCAGUAUAUUAGUCAGUAACACACAGUUCCACUCCAUGUCAAACAUGUACAAACAGAAAUAAAGCUACAAUAUACUCGAGUAAUAAAUCGAGUUUUUGUUGGGAUUCAGAGACUGAAACAUUUAACCAUACACAUACUGUACCUGUUUCUUAUAUAUAUUGUUUUUAUUUUUUAUUUAAAUGAUUGUAACUUAUUUUAGGUGUAAUGAAAAAUAAAUGUUUUUCAAAUGUGAUAAA